AUGCUCGAAAUUGCCAAGGAAUUCGUCGAAAUGUCUACAUACGUGGAAGAAAGACCGGCUAGUGAUGAGAAUACUUGUGACGAUAUAGAGGUUGUUCAGUCUGUGAAGACGAAGUGCUAUGAAGAGACCAAAUAUCUCACAGCAAAAGAGGACAGAAGGGAUGAGGAAGGUUCGUCAAGGCGUGAUCGAGUGAGAGGAAGCCAUACAUGGACCGAAGAGGAGCGCAUUAUAGCAUUCCAUUGUCUGUUGCGGUAUGGCAAAGACUUCGAUGCUGUAGCUGAAGUGCUAGGGACGAAGACGUCGGAUAAAGUGAAGAGUUUCUACUCGGAUAUGAAGCAAGACAUUGACAAGUUACUUGAGAAAGAAGCUGAAAAGGAAGCUGAAAUGAUAAGUACGUUUGACAUGGAACAUGAGCUAAGCCUGGAAGGGUCGAAAAACGUUGAAAUCGUCAAUUUGGAGUGA
Messenger RNA from Cooperia oncophora, 462 nucleotides. Lineage: Eukaryota; Metazoa; Nematoda; Chromadorea; Rhabditida; Trichostrongylidae. The record is from the annotation of a GenBank genome assembly.